Messenger RNA from Vairimorpha ceranae, 2748 nucleotides. Its product is annotated as wd40 repeat-containing coatomer complex protein. The transcript has a single exon. Gene Ontology annotation, cellular component: COPI vesicle coat. Lineage: Eukaryota; Fungi; Microsporidia; Nosematidae. Gene Ontology annotation, molecular function: protein binding; structural molecule activity. The record is from RefSeq and is a predicted model, not a curated record. Gene Ontology annotation, biological process: intracellular protein transport; vesicle-mediated transport. Bases 1 to 2748 code for a protein of 915 amino acids.
AUGAUAACUAAAAAUAUUAGUAAACUUUUUAGUCAAAAAACAACACGUGUUAAAUCAGUAGAUUUUCAUCCAGUGAAACCUAUUUUUAUUAUUGGACUACAUGAUGGUAAAAUACAAGCCUGGGAUUAUAAUUCUAAUGCUUGUAUUUAUGAAUUUAUAGACUCAUCUGCUGUAGAAAAAGGAUCAAUAAGAUCUAUUCGUUUUCAUCCACAUGGAGAUUUCUUUGUAAGUUGUGGAGAUGAUAAACUUAUAAGAAUGUGGGAUUAUACCAAUAGAAAAUUACUUAAAAGCUUUAAAGGACAUUCUGAUUUUAUAAGAAGUGUAGAUUUUCAUCCUACAAAGCCGUGGAUUAUAACUUCUUCAGAUGAUCAAACAAUUAAAUUAUGGAAUUUUAUGACAGGUAAAUGUUUGGCAACAGCUACUGGACAUUCACAUUAUGUUAUGGCUGCAAAAUUUUUAGAUGAAACAACAAUUAUUAGUGGAUCACUGGACAAUUCAAUUAGAAUUUGGGAUUGUAAAAAUUUACUAGGUAAAAAUAAUAAAUUUAUACCAGACAUAUUUGUAAAGCAAAUUGUACAAGGACACGAUAGAGGUAUUAAUUUUAUAGAAAUAGUUUAUAAUGAUAAUGAAACACUAAUAAUAUCAGGUGGUGAUGAUAAAGAAGUGAAAAUUUGGGAAUAUAGAACUGAAUUAUUGGAACGAGAAAGUAUUAUGGCACACCAAGGUUGUGUUACAGGUGCCAUUCUUUAUCAAAAUUAUAUUGUGAGUGUUGGCGAAGAUGGCUUUUUUUGUGUUUUUGAUUUAAAAGGUAAAAAAUCGCAGAAAUAUUUUAUAGAAGGCAGAUUUUGGGCCAUUUCAGGCAGAAAUGGAUUUUUUGUGUGUGGACAUGACGAUGGAUUCGAAUUAUUAGAAUAUUCAGAACCUAAAUUAUUAGCUAAAAGUAGUAAAGGAUGUUAUUACUGUAAAAAUUCUUAUUUUUAUUUUUCAGAUCUUAAUUUAGAAAGAAAAGUAUGUAAAGCCGAGGGCAAUAUUAUUUCUAUACAUUCCAUUGAUAAAUAUUUACUAAUUCAAUAUAAAAAUAAAUUUGAAGUUUUUGAACAGAACAAAAAAAUAUUUAAACAUGAAGGAUAUGGUGUUUUAUUAUAUCAUAAUGAAAUUUUAAUGGCGGUAAAAAAAGAUAAUAAUGUGAUUAUAAAAGAUGUAGAUAAUCAGAUUAUUACAACAUUUGAUGUAUUAGAUGGACAUUUGUUAUUUGGAAAUGAAGAUUCUUUUUUCAUAUCAAAAAAUAAUAUGUUAGCUAAAUAUUUAAAAGAUGGAUAUUUGGAGACAAUAAAUCUAGGAUUUUUAUGCGAAAAAAUAUACAUUUCUGAUUCAAAAGAUUUUUACGCUUUUAUAUCAAAAAACAAAGUUUCAAUUUACGACAAACACUCGAAUUUAGUAAAUUUCGAAAACGAAAUAGUUAAUAUUAGAAGCGGAUUUUUUUAUGAAGAUUGUUUUGUAUACACAACUACUAAGCAUUUAAAAUACAUAUUUUCUGAGCAAGGCGUAAUUAUUAGUGUGGAUAGUGCUAUGUAUCCAUUUAUGUACAAAGACAAUUUAAUUUAUUUUUUUUCAGGUGAAUGUAUUGAAAGUAUAGAAGUAGAUUUUACAGAAAUAAUGUUUAAAAAAUUAGUUAUUAAUAAUGAUUUAGAUAAUCUACAUAAUAUCAUCGAAUCUGGUUCUUUACCUGGUCUUUCGCCCCUUUCGUUUUUGAUAAAAAAACAAAAAGGCGAUAUUGCACUGCCUUAUGUAAAAAAUAAAAGACAGAGAUUUGAGUUAUGUCUUAGUACUGGAAAUUUAGAUGAGUGUUUACAAUAUUGUCAGGAAGAAAAUGAUUUAUCUAUGUAUCAAAGAUUAAGCGAUGUUGCACUUGAAAACAUGAAUUUUGAAAUAUCUGAAAAGUGUUUUUUAAAACUAUUUGAGUGGUAUAAAUUAUUUUUAUUGUAUGUGUGUACUAAUAAUUUGGAUAAAAUGGCGUCACUGGUGAAAAUAUGUGAUGAGUAUACAGCAAAAUUUAUAAAAUUAUAUUUAGAAGACAAAAAAUAUUUCAACUAUCCAGACAAGAAAACGUCAAAUAUUUCUUUACAAGAAUCAUUAGAAAAAUUAGAAAUUUCUGAUAAAUUUAUUUCAAAAAGUUUACUAAGCAAAAUUAAAUACAAAAAAGUUGAUGUCUUUUCAACUUAUGAAGAAGGUUUGGAAUUUGUAACUAAAAAAAAAUUUAUUCAAGCUUUAGAAAAGUUUAAAGACUGUCUUUACACAAUAGCUGAAAAUUUUGUUCAAAAUGAUAAUAUUGAAUUGAGAAAAUCUUUAGGUGCGUACAUUGCAGGACUUACAAUAACUUUAUUACGAAAGAGAGAAGAAAAUGAACAAAAACAAAUUUGGUAUGCUUUAUACUUUUCUACACUAAAUUUAAAACCUGAACAUGUACAAUUAGCCAAAAAAGAGCUGGUUAAUGUAUGUUUAAAAAAUGGAAAUUACUUACAAGCUCAAAUUGUAGCGCAAAAAGUCUGCGAAUCUAGUGAUAGUAAAAAUAUAAAAAAAGCUUUACAGUUGGAAGAUCCACAUGACAAAUAUGAAAUUCCUAAUGGCGAUUUUUGUUUUGAUCUAAAAAAUUUUUGUUCUUUCUAUAAAGAAUGUAAGUUUUGUUAUGUAAAAAAUAGUACCGGAGAUGUCUGUAGUUUGUGUGGCAUAGGCUAUCUUUAUGAAUAA